Molecule: messenger RNA, 270 nt
Organism: Oikopleura dioica
Lineage: Eukaryota; Metazoa; Chordata; Appendicularia; Copelata; Oikopleuridae
Source: the annotation of a GenBank genome assembly
AUGACCAAUACAAAAGUUCCCUCAAAAUCAUCAGUUCUUCGACGAAAAUCCUUAGCGAUGAAAAGCACCAAACGCCCACUCUCUUACGCAUCCAGCGAUCUUCUCAACAUUGAAGUGCCAAAGAAGAAAAUCAACAGAAGAAAUAGCUUGAUGAAGCUCAAGGAAUUCUUUUCCCUGAAGAAGAACUUUCGCGAAAUCAAGGAGGAGAAGGGCCUCAAGGUCUUCAGAAGAAACAACUCGAUUCAUAGUAUUGAGUUUUGGGAAGACUGA